Anopheles coustani is the source of this 1018-nucleotide messenger RNA. It is a transcript of the gene Rpn12, whose product is annotated as 26S proteasome non-ATPase regulatory subunit 8. The record is from RefSeq and is a predicted model, not a curated record. The transcript is spliced from 3 exons. Gene Ontology annotation, biological process: proteasome-mediated ubiquitin-dependent protein catabolic process. Bases 120 to 908 code for a protein of 262 amino acids. Gene Ontology annotation, cellular component: proteasome regulatory particle; nucleus; proteasome regulatory particle, lid subcomplex. Lineage: Eukaryota; Metazoa; Arthropoda; Insecta; Diptera; Culicidae.
UUAAGAUUUAGCAUUUCAUCGUCGAUUAUUGAAACUUAUUUCAACCGUGAACAAAAGGCAACAAUCGACGGUCUAGAGCCCUUCUUCUACUAAACAAUCGUGUUAGGCAAACAAUUAACAUGGAAAGCACGGUCGCGCAAUACAAACAGCUUAAAACGGAGUGGACCAAGACUCCGAUCAAUCUUAAGCUCUGUGGUACAAUUUUGGACAAGCUGAAGGUUGCCCUCGUGGAAAUGUCGUACAUUCCUACCGGGAAUGCUAGCACGAACCAGCAGGAGUUGCUCAUAGCUAGGGACAUUUUGGAAAUCGGAGUGGAGUACAGCAUCGCUACCAAAAAUAUUCCGGCAUUCGAGCGUUACAUCUUGCAGUUGAAGUGGUUUUACUAUGAUUACAAUACCCUUAUUGGCGAAUCGAAGAACAAGUAUCAGCUGCUGGGUUUAAAUUUGCUCUUUCUUUUGUCACAAAACCGUGUUGCCGAGUUUCAUACCGAACUAGAGCUUUUGCCCGCUGACAUAAUCCAAACGAAUCCCUUUAUCCGACAUCCACUGGCGUUGGAGCAAUACGUGAUGGAAGGACGUUACAACAAGAUUUUCCAAGCGAAGGGCAACGUACCGGCAGAAAGCUAUAACUUCUUCAUCGACAUCUUACUGCAGACGGUCCGCAACGAGAUCGGAGUGUGUUUGGAAAGCUCAUACGAACGAAUCUCACUGCAGGAGGCAGCGAAACGGUUAAACCUGAAGACAAAGGAAGAGGUGAAGCAGUUUGGCGAAAAGAAAGGCUGGAAGCUUAGCCCGGACGGUUUCUAUCAUUUUGUCAAUGAGUUGGCCAAACCGAAGGAACCGAUACCAUCGCAAGAGUUGGCCGAGCAGGCCAUAAUGUACGCACGGGAGCUGGAAAUGAUCGUUUAAGUGCGGGACAGUAUUGCGCAAGUGCUACAUUUGAAUAAAAAAUCACUUUAUUAUUAUUUCGAUCGCUGAUUUCUAGAUUCGAUUGGUCACAAUAAAUCAACAUGCGUUUA